Pectinophora gossypiella (pink bollworm) is the source of this 1281-nucleotide messenger RNA. RefSeq names its product replication factor C subunit 5 (gene RfC3). Lineage: Eukaryota; Metazoa; Arthropoda; Insecta; Lepidoptera; Gelechiidae. Gene Ontology annotation, molecular function: ATP binding; DNA clamp loader activity; ATP hydrolysis activity. The transcript has 8 exons. Gene Ontology annotation, cellular component: DNA replication factor C complex; nucleus. The coding region runs from base 99 to 1103 and encodes 334 amino acids. The record is from RefSeq and is a predicted model, not a curated record. Gene Ontology annotation, biological process: DNA repair; DNA-templated DNA replication.
UUCACCACCGGUUUUCUGGUUUAAUAUACGUUUUGCGCGCGUGAUUUUUUUGGUAAAAAAACGUGAAUUACUUACUUAAAAUUACAUACACUACUACAAUGACCGUCGGGAAAGCUAGCAAGAACUUACCAUGGGUUGAGAAGUAUCGACCAUCUAAACUAGAUGACCUGGUGUCCCAUGAUGAUAUCAUCAAAACAAUAAAUCAGUUCAUGCAACAGAAUCAACUGCCUCACUUGUUAUUCUAUGGACCUCCUGGCACUGGAAAGACAUCUACAAUUUUGGCAUGUGCACGGCAAAUGUAUACUCCACAGCAAUUCAAUUCUAUGGUUUUAGAAUUGAAUGCAUCUGAUGACAGAGGCAUAGGUAUAGUGCGAGGGCAAAUUCUAAGUUUUGCUUCAACUAGAACAAUAUUCAAGGCAGGACCAAAACUCAUUAUCCUGGAUGAAGCUGAUGCUAUGACCAAUGAUGCCCAGAAUGCUCUUAGAAGAAUAAUCGAGAAGUACACGGAGAACGUUCGUUUCUGCAUCAUCUGCAACUACCUGGGCAAGAUCAUUCCGGCGCUGCAGUCGCGAUGCACGCGGUUCCGCUUCGCGCCGCUACAGCAGAGCCAGAUCGUGCCGCGGCUGCAGGAGAUCGCACGCGCCGAGGGUGUGAAAAUGUCCGAGGACGGGGUUAAGGCGCUGCUCGCGUUGUCCGGCGGCGACAUGCGUAAGGUGCUGAACACACUGCAGAGCACGUGGCUGGCGUCGCGUGACGUCACCGAGGAGACCGUGUACACGUGUGUCGGGCACCCUCUGCGCACUGACAUCAACAAUAUAGUCAACUGGCUCAUGAAUGAGAAUGACUUCGCAACGUGUUUUAAAAACAUUCAAGAUCUGAAAAUUUUGAAGGGAUUGGCUCUCAGCGACAUUCUCACUGAGGUUCACACUGUGAUACAGAGAGUGAAACUACCGCCGGAGGUGUUGAUAUCGCUGUUGAUUAAGAUGUCUGACUCCGAGGCUCGGCUGGCGAGCGGCUGCAGCGAGCGCAUCGAGCUCGCCGCCCUCAUCGCUGCCUUCCAAGUGGCCCGGGAUCAAGUCUCCAUAGAAGACGCCGCCUCUUAGAGCAUCGCCACUUUAGGUAUUAUAUUAUUCAUAUUUACGAGACUAGGAUAAGAUUGGUCAUCGCCCCUUUCAAAGGGGGAAUUAUUCGCUUCAGAAUCGUUCAUAUUGCGUUGACGGAACGUAUAUUUUGUAUUGGCGGAAAUAAAUCAAUAAACUUGUUUUAUACUUAUUAAAGAUA